AUGCCGAAUCGAGACGAUGAAGGAACCCCCGACCAAGGGGAUGAGCACACUGGCUUGCUGGAUCACGGUGGAGGAGCGAGGAAGAUCGUCUCAUAUCCCGCCAUGAGGGCAGUCCCGAUCGCCUUUCUGGUCUCCCUGGGCAUACACAUGACGGCCACCUCGAUCGUGUGGGCAUUUGCGUAUUUGAGCUGUGAGGAUCCCAACAACUGCAAGCCAGAUGAAUCGCGAACAUAUGCCGGGUCCGUUGCGGCCGCCACUACCUUAGCCAACACGGCCGGUUUACUCUCCUUGGGGUAUAUGAAGCAGUGCGUUCAAUGGAAUGUCCGUUUUAGCCUGGUUCUUUCCAUUUUCUGUCGGGCCUUGGGAGUUCUCGGGGUUUUUUGUGGAGUCCUCUUCCACGCUUUCCCUUGUGCCCUCAUCGGCCAAAUCCUGCAAGGUCUGGCGUCGGAUAACCUGUUGCACUACAUACUCAACUCGAUUUACGUCCAUUCCGAAUCUCCAGCGACCACCUCUAGGCUGAUGGGGACCUCUCUGGCCUGCUAUAUGAUGGGAAUGUCGGUUGGGCCCCUGACCGCAAGCUGGGUGCCCUUUGUCCAUUGGACCUUCGUGCUCGCCAUUGGGACUUUCUUGAUUACAAUUGCGUAUGUGCUCAUAGCAAUCCCACCGAUUCGCAAGACGGAAGAGCCAGCAACGAGUGCCCUCGUUCCCUCUGCGGGCCUGGCCACCUUUCUUUCACCUCUUCGAUUUUUCCGAGACUAUCCUACGGCCAUUUUCUUCGGACUGUCACUCUUCCUGUACAACACGGUCCAGGGAUAUCUAGUCAACCUGAUCUUCAUCUUCACCUCGGUGCAAUUGCACUACACCCCGAAGGACAACGGAACGCUUCUGUCGCUUAUCGCCAUCACUGCGGCCGGCUAUCUUAUGAGUAUUUCUUUUAUCCUUCCGAAACUUGCCCGUGAGAAGCAGAUCCCACUCUGGCUGGACCUGGGAGCCGCAACAAUUUCCCUUCUGGGCCAGGCGGGGGCAGCCCUUCUGUUGACACAGUCUCAGCAGGUGUACCUAGCUGCCUCAUUGACAGCGAUUGGACUGGCCACGCCUUCGUUUGUUCGAAGUUUGGUGAUCACUCAGCUGGAAGCAGCCAAGUCGCAAGCCGUGGCAGGGCUGACAGUGAUGGAAACCGCGGGUGGUCUCCUGAGUCCAGUCGUCUUAGGUCGAUGGCAAGCAGCGGACCCAGGAGUAUCUGCUUUUUAUGGAGUAGCAGGCAUACUGAUUGGGUCGCUCGGGUGCUUAAUGAUGGGGGCGUGGGCAUCGACGCGAACAUGGACAUGGAGGAUUCCCAGUCUUUCUCGCAGGAGGUCCGACUGUGUUUAA
Molecule: messenger RNA, 1371 nt
Organism: Penicillium cataractarum
Lineage: Eukaryota; Fungi; Ascomycota; Eurotiomycetes; Eurotiales; Aspergillaceae
Exons: 2
Coding region: 1-1371 (456 amino acids)
Biological process (GO): transmembrane transport
Cellular component (GO): membrane
Molecular function (GO): transmembrane transporter activity
Source: RefSeq, a predicted model, not a curated record